This is a messenger RNA of Mesorhabditis belari, 294 nucleotides long. NCBI's taxonomy places the organism in Eukaryota, Metazoa, Nematoda, Chromadorea, Rhabditida, Rhabditidae. The record is from the annotation of a GenBank genome assembly.
AUGAGCAGCCAACCAUGGGACACUGAAAGCAAUGUGGCCGAGUCGACGAGCAUUCCGGAGAAGAAAAUUGAGACAGAUGAACGACGAGUCGGGCUCUCACGAGAAGAACUCGAGAAAUACCGAAAUGAUCCAUUUUGGCGUCAAGUGCGUUACUUCUUCUUUGGUCUCUAUUGGGUGGCUUGGUUAGCGAUGAUUGGUGGGGCAGUUGCCAUCGUAGCUACGUCCGGAAAAAUUGGAUCCUCAACGACAGCCGCUCCACAGACAGUGCCCACCACUACCGCCACAAAUGCUUCG